AUGUCGGACAAAUACACUUUCGAGAAUUCAUCUCAUGGCCCAGCCCCAUUCGCCGACCUGCUCUCCACAUUUCUCCGUCAUGCUGAUGAUCCAGCUUCCGCCAAGUAUCUAGACAUCUUCGCCGAUGACGCGCAGCUGAUGUUUGGCCCGGCACCAGCGGUAGGCAAGGAAGCUAUUCGUAUCGGACGUGAAGGUUCGUUCAAUCCAGACACCGGGCCCAUCAUCGCCCAGCAACAUCGAUUGGGCAAAAUUUUCUUUUCCCCGGGCGCCAAUGCCGCAGGUGCUUCCGAGACACAGGAGGUUGUCGCCAAUGGAUCAGUCUCAUACUGGCUCAAGUCGGGUCGACAAAUCGAUUGCACAUGGGUCAGCUGGGUCACCUUCAAGGAGCAAGGCCAGGGUGGCUGGCGGGCAGUAUACUAUCAGGUCUACCUUAGCACCUCUGAACUUUUCGAUGCAAUCAAGGAGAUGACGACUUGA
Messenger RNA from Cyphellophora attinorum, 477 nucleotides. RefSeq lists its product as uncharacterized. NCBI's taxonomy places the organism in Eukaryota, Fungi, Ascomycota, Eurotiomycetes, Chaetothyriales, Cyphellophoraceae. The record is from RefSeq and is a predicted model, not a curated record. Bases 1 to 477 code for a protein of 158 amino acids. The transcript has a single exon.